Medicago truncatula (barrel medic) is the source of this 585-nucleotide messenger RNA. RefSeq lists its product as uncharacterized. NCBI's taxonomy places the organism in Eukaryota, Viridiplantae, Streptophyta, Magnoliopsida, Fabales, Fabaceae. The transcript has 5 exons. Gene Ontology annotation, biological process: alternative mRNA splicing, via spliceosome. Bases 1 to 585 code for a protein of 194 amino acids. Gene Ontology annotation, molecular function: ribonucleoprotein complex binding; protein binding. The record is from RefSeq and is a predicted model, not a curated record. Gene Ontology annotation, cellular component: nuclear body; cytoplasm.
AUGUAUAGACGAGCCUUUUCACUGUUAUUGAUUAAUUUCUUCUAUAAUUUUAUUACACAUGUAAAGAGUCCAUGUGAUUUAUAUGCCUUCAUUUCUAUAUCACGCAACACAGAAAUCGGUAAUGGAUAUGGUGUACCUGGCGGAGGUGCCUAUAAUGAUGUUCCCAAGCUUAACGAUGAUGAUGCUGGUAAAGAUGCAUCUGGUCAGCCUGAAUCUACACUUGAUAGAUGUUCAGAGCAGAAACCUGCAGCUAAAGAACUGCCAGAGUACCUCAAGCAGAAGUUAAAAGCUUGGGGUAUUCUUAAAGAUGAUAGACAUACCGCAGAUCUUAAAGGUACUUCAGGUGAAUUUAUGGGAAAUGAAAAGUUGCCUCCAGGAUGGGUGGAAGCAAAAGAUCCAGGAAGUGGUGCAUUCUAUUAUUAUGAUGAAAGUACCAGGAAGAGUCAAUGGGAAAAGCCCUGUGAAGCAUCCUUAACUGAGCAAUCAACACCAUGUUUGGGUCUUCCAAAAAGUUGGGUGGAGGCAUUGGACGAAACAACAGGUUCAUCACUUACAUAUCCUGCUGUUGCAUUUGAUCAUUUAUGA